AUGGACGCAAAGCCACAGCGCCCUAUGAGAGCGCUUCGUGUACGCGACGAAAACGCGGUACCACAGCUACCCGCGGGAAAGAGUCUGCACGCGCGCACCAAGUCGACACCAGCACUCUCCACCCUUAUCCAGGUCGGCGGUAUCAAGGCGGCCGCAAUGAAGCGCACCGUAUUCGGAGAUGUCAGCAACACAACUCGCCAGCCAAAUGCCAAGGAUGACUUGCAGGUCCCUGGUAAGAAGAAGGACCUCAAGAUCCUGAAAGACGCUGCCGUAGAUUCCUCGAAACCAGUCGACGCUGCGGGUGCGCUGCUUCGCCCUGCUCAGCGCGCUCUGGCGCCUCUUGCUACAAAGUCGAGCACAGGUAUCACCGUAGAAGCUGUCGCACCCGCUGUACAAAAGCACGUCUCGCUUGACCUUGCGCCCCAGACAAGCAACAUCCGCAAACUACUCUCCAAGAAGUCAACAACCGUCUUCAAAGAGCAGUAUGUAGAUGUACCUGAAGCUGCACCCGCGGCCCUCUCGACGCGUCAACCUCUAGCUUCCCAGCCUUCUUCUUUUCCCCAAGUGGACCGUGCUCCAGCACAGUCCCGCGAGAUCACCGCUAUUCCUGAAGAGAGCGUGUCUGUAGCGACUGAACAGAAACCAGAUGUCAAGCCUGUCGUUGCUCAUGUGGAGACUGAAGACCGUUAUGAAUACUUGGAUGCUCUUGAGGAGCAAGCGCGCGUCCUUGAGAAAGAACGUAACGACGAAUUGGCAAAGGCCGGCACCUUGAAGGGCCUUGACGUUGAAGAGUACUGGGAUGAAGAGGAAGAGGAGGAAUACUACGACGUCGACGGAUACACUACUGCUCGGUCUCUGCGAUCACGCGGCGAUAACACCACUGGCGGUGUCACACUGGUCCUUGCCCCAAGGACGACUCUGAAGACUCAACGGGAGCUAGAGGCUGCGAGAAUAUUCGUCGAGGCCAAUCGGUCGGCAGAAGACAUUGAAGAUGAGCAGUGGGACACAUCCAUGGUAGCCGAGUAUGGCGAAGAAAUCUUCGAGUACAUGCAUGCUUUGGAGGAGCGCAUGAAGCCCAACGCCUCGUACAUGGACCACCAAGCUGAGAUCCAGUGGUCGAUGCGAUCCGUGCUUAUGGACUGGAUGGUACAAGUACACAACCGAUUCACGCUGCUUCCUGAGACUCUCUUCCUCGCCGUCAACUACGUGGAUCGCUUCCUCUCAUGCAAGGUCGUCUCAUUGGGCAAGCUUCAACUCGUCGGUGCCACUGCUCUUUUCGUCGCUGCAAAGUACGAAGAGAUCAAUUGCCCAUCUGUUCAGGAGAUUGUCUACAUGGUAGAUGGCGCAUAUACAGCGGAUGAGGUGCUGAAGGCUGAGCGCUUCAUGCUGAGCAUGCUCCAAUUUGAGCUCGGCUGGCCAGGUCCAAUGAGCUUCCUCCGUCGCAUCAGCAAGGCCGAUGAUUAUGAUCUUGAGACACGAACGCUGUCCAAGUACUUCCUCGAGAUUACUGUCAUGGAUGAGCGGUUCGUUGGCUGCGCUCCCAGCUUCCUCUCUGCCGGUGCUCAUUGCUUGGCGCGCUACAUGUUGAAGAAGGGUGACUGGACGCAAGCCCAUGUUCACUACUCUGGCUACACCCUCACACAGCUUCGACAGUUGAUCUCCGUCAUGGUGGAAUGUUGCGACAAUCCUCAGAAGCAUCACGGUGCCGUCUACGAAAAGUACACGGACAAACGUUACAAGCGCGCAUCCAUCUUUGUCGAAUCCGAAAUUGCGAAAGGCUUCUCUCUCCCUUUUGUGUCCAGGGACAGCCUCGCGAGCCAGACCUGGAGGCGAAAGUGA
Messenger RNA from Plenodomus lingam JN3, 1839 nucleotides. RefSeq lists its product as uncharacterized. Gene Ontology annotation, molecular function: cyclin-dependent protein serine/threonine kinase regulator activity. The record is from RefSeq and is a predicted model, not a curated record. Lineage: Eukaryota; Fungi; Ascomycota; Dothideomycetes; Pleosporales; Leptosphaeriaceae. Gene Ontology annotation, biological process: regulation of cyclin-dependent protein serine/threonine kinase activity; mitotic cell cycle phase transition. Gene Ontology annotation, cellular component: nucleus; cytoplasm; spindle pole body.